Messenger RNA from Knipowitschia caucasica, 717 nucleotides. The record is from the annotation of a GenBank genome assembly. Lineage: Eukaryota; Metazoa; Chordata; Actinopteri; Gobiiformes; Gobiidae.
AUGACAGGAGGACCAGUGCAGAGCGGGGAACCAGGCAUGACAGGAGGACCAGUGCAGAGCGGGGAACCAGGCACGACCGGAGGACCAGGGCAGAGUGGGGAACCAGGCAUGACCGGAGGACCAAGGCAGAGCGGGGAACCAGGCAUGACCGGAGGACCAAGGCAGAGUGGGGAACCAGGCAUGACCGGAGGACCAAGGCAGAGUGGGGAACCAGGCAUGACCGGAGGACCAGUGCAGAGUGGGGAACCAGGCAUGACCGGAGGACCAAGGCAGAGUGGGGAACCAGGCACGACCGGAGGACCAGGGCAGAGCGGGGAACCAGGCACGACCGGAGGACCAGUGCAGAGCGGGGAACCAGGCACGACCGGAGGACCAGGGCAAAGUGGGGAACCAGGCACGACCGGAGGACCAGGACAGAGUGGGGAACCAGGCAUGACCGGAGGACCAGGGCAGAGUGGGGAACCAGGCAUGACCGGAGGACCAGGGCAAAGUAGGGGACCAGGCACGACCGGAGGACCAGGGCGAGGGACCAGAGUUGAUCAGGCCCGACCGGAGGACCAGGCCCGACCGGAGGACCAGGCACAAGUGGAGGACCAGGAACGACUGGAGGACCAGGCCCGACAGGAGGACCAGGCACAAGUGGAGGACCAGGAACGACUGGAGGAUCAGGCCCGACCAGAGGACCAGGGAAGACAGGAAGACCAGGCACGAUCGUAG